AUGUUGAGUUUCGUGAACAAUUACAAUGACUUUGGAGGGCGAACACAGUAUGUGCAGUGGGCUAGAAAUGCAGGAGCACAGAUUAAUAGUAAUGAUGAUUUCUACACAAAUCCAGUGCUCAAAGGGUAUUACAAGAAUCAUGUCAAGAGAGUCCUAACAAGAUUCAACACCAUAACUGGAAUUGCUUAUCGAGAUGACCCAACAAUCAUGGCGUGGGAACUCAUGAACGAGCCUCGUUGCCAAGUCGACUACUCUGGAAGAACAAUAAAUGCCUGGGUUCAAGAGAUGGCAACUUAUGUAAAAGCUUUAGAUGGCAAGCAUUUGCUGGAAAUAGGCAUGGAAGGAUUCUAUGGGGAUUCGCUACCCCAAAAGAAGCAAAUAAAUCCUGGUUACCAAGUUGGGACAGAUUUCAUUAGUAACAAUCUCAUCGGGGAGAUUGAUUUUGCCACCAUUCAUGCAUAUCCUGACAUAUGGUUGUCUGGUAAAAAUGAUGAUGCGCAAAUGGAAUUUAUGAAAAGAUGGAUGUCAAGCCAUUGGCAAGACUCGAGGACGAUACUAAAGAAACCUUUGGUAAUCGCAGAAUUUGGAAAGUCCAGUAAAGAUCCAGGAUACAGUUUAAACGAGAGGGACUGGUACAUGAGUUCUGUUUAUACAAACAUCUACAAUUUGGCAAGAAGUGGAGGAACCGUUGGUGGGGCCCUGGUUUGGCAACUCAUGGCAAAAGGGAUGGAUUCUUACGAUGAUGGGUACCAGAUUAUCUUAUCAGAAAAUCCUUCUACUGACGGAGUCAUUUCUAGACAAUCUCGUGCAAUGACAGGUUUAUCUCAUUUGUUUGGCUUACCUCAUAGUAAUGGUCGUUUGAGCCAUUGGCCACACAACGCAAAGCAUGGUCAUCCAUAUGGUCGACGUCAUGUAAACAAGUCCGUUCCUUGA
Messenger RNA from Ilex paraguariensis (yerba mate), 933 nucleotides. The record is from the annotation of a GenBank genome assembly. NCBI's taxonomy places the organism in Eukaryota, Viridiplantae, Streptophyta, Magnoliopsida, Aquifoliales, Aquifoliaceae.